Sitodiplosis mosellana (orange wheat blossom midge) is the source of this 1324-nucleotide messenger RNA. Its product is annotated as odorant receptor 22c-like. Gene Ontology annotation, cellular component: plasma membrane. Bases 173 to 1045 code for a protein of 290 amino acids. Gene Ontology annotation, biological process: sensory perception of smell; detection of chemical stimulus involved in sensory perception of smell. The record is from RefSeq and is a predicted model, not a curated record. NCBI's taxonomy places the organism in Eukaryota, Metazoa, Arthropoda, Insecta, Diptera, Cecidomyiidae. The transcript is spliced from 6 exons. Gene Ontology annotation, molecular function: odorant binding; olfactory receptor activity.
CACAACUCGAACAUUCAAAGAUUAUACUGAAAUUUCAAUUUACCUAUUGAAUUCAUUGUUAGUAACAUUGUGGUAUUCGGUUUGCGUUUGGCAAAAGGACAAGUAUGCCAAGCUCUUUGUUGGUUUGGAUGGAAUAAUUGAAAAAAGGAAGCAAAAUAUUUCGACCGGUAAAAUGUAUGAUGAAAUUAAUAGGCAAAUUGAAGAAGUGUCGAAAAAAUUGGAUAUUCUGUUGAUGCGGAUUGUGGUACCAAUGUUUACUCUGCUCCCGAUUUUAUUAUCUCUUGCCAAGUACAUUUCGUCGGGCUAUUCUAGUGAAUCUUUUCAACAAAUUUACCCAGCGAAGUAUCCGUUUAAUUGGAAAACUCCAUUUGGAUACAUGGUGUGCGCAUUUAUUCAAACAAUAACAGUACAUGCAGCGGGCCAAAUAUUCGUAUCUGUUUUGAUUUUAGUUGUUGGAUUUUGCAUAUUUGUGCGAGCAUUUAUUUCAGAUAUUCAAGACAACUUGCUUCAAUUGAAUGAGGAUUUUGAAACUGAAAUUGAUCGUCUGAAUUUGUGCACGAAAGAACGAGUCGAGCUAAAGGAGAAACUGAUUGGCAUUAUUGAAUUUCAUUCGGAGUCGAUAUGGUUUACAAAUCACUUCUCGGAUACAAAUAGCAGCCUUAUCCUGGUCUUUUUCUUAUUUACAACAAUAUCCAUAUGCAAUUUAUUUCUACAAAUUAAUAUGCUUUUUGAGGAUGGAAAUUUUGUUAGCAUUUGGCAUGUCGGUUUCGUUGCUUCCCCAAUUAUAUUUUGGCUCUAUCUGUUCUGUCAUUUUGGAGAUCAACUAACUGAAAGUUUCGGUAAUGUUGACAAUGCUUUUUAUCAACUUUCGUGGUAUGAACUCCCAUUGGACAUGCAAAAAUGCAUUCCGAUGGCCAUUUCUCUCGCUCAAAAGGAAAUUUAUCUUCAAGGAUUCGGCAGCAUCAAUUGCACGAAGGAUACGUUCAAAAAGAUCAUGAAAUCUACUUUUUCGUAUACGAGUGUGUUGAGGCAAUUUAGCGAAUAAGUGAGUCGAGAAGACAUGAAAAUUUCCCACAUUCUGCCACUCUUCAUGGAAAAACCACAAAAAUAUUGCACUUUGGCAUUUUUUUGUAUUUGAUUCUAAUGACAUAUAUUUGGUAUUACUGAAAAAAUGUUGUCAUGACAUGUUUUCUAUUACAGUUAAACAUUAAACAUAUCAAUCGUAAAGCAUCUAAUAAAAUAAAUGUUGUGCACAUCUACAAUACUUCUUGAUGUAUACUAAAAUGUCAGAAUAAAUGCAAAAAAAAAAAUUGUCUGUAGAAAA